This is a messenger RNA of Dalotia coriaria, 756 nucleotides long. RefSeq names its product protein archease (gene Archease). Gene Ontology annotation, cellular component: tRNA-splicing ligase complex. Gene Ontology annotation, biological process: tRNA splicing, via endonucleolytic cleavage and ligation. NCBI's taxonomy places the organism in Eukaryota, Metazoa, Arthropoda, Insecta, Coleoptera, Staphylinidae. The coding region runs from base 266 to 724 and encodes 152 amino acids. The record is from RefSeq and is a predicted model, not a curated record. The transcript is spliced from 4 exons.
UGCAAGAUAAUUUACCAAAAACUUCAACCAUUUUGAUGAAGCACGUGGAACGAAUAAAUUUGGGUAGUUUUUGUUUGAGGUAUGAUAGAUAAUGCUUUUUGCAAAUAAUUUGUCUAAUUUUGUUGAGGUGGAAUGAGUUUAUUCGUUGCUUAGUGACACUGUGGGAUACAAACAAAACAUCAAACUAACAUGAUUGAAUUUUUUGUAUUGUGAACGCAUUUUACUUGCAAGUUUGAUCAAUAAUUUGCAUAGAGGCUUACACUGCAUGCAAAACAUUGAGCUACCCAUCCAAAAAUACGAAUAUCUAGAUCACACUGCAGAUGUUCAAUUACAUUCUUGGGGAGAUAGUCUUAAGGAAGCAUUUGAACAAUGUGGCAUUUCAAUGUUUGGAUACAUGACUGAGUUGGAAACUGUGGAAAUAAAACAAAGAGUAGAGAUAAAAGCCACAGGGCAUGAUUUAGAAAGUUUACUGUAUGGAUUUCUUGAUGAGUUAUUGUACUUAUUUAGUUGUGAACCUAAUUUAAUUUGUUCUAAGUUAGAGAUAACACAAUUCAUUACAGAAGGUGAAGACUUUUCAAUUACUUGUUUGUGUUAUGGGGAAGAAUUCCACCUUGGAAAGCAUCCCCAAGGCACUGAGGUGAAAGCAAUCACUUAUUCUGCAAUGGAAAUUGUGAAUGAUAUUGAACAUCAGGAUUAUGAAAUAUUUGUCAUUAUUGAUAUAUGAAAAAAGAAUAAGAAUAAAUGUUUAUUUAGGCA